This is a messenger RNA of Acipenser ruthenus (sterlet), 2614 nucleotides long. RefSeq names its product basic helix-loop-helix ARNT-like protein 1. The coding region runs from base 136 to 2175 and encodes 679 amino acids. Gene Ontology annotation, molecular function: DNA-binding transcription factor activity, RNA polymerase II-specific; RNA polymerase II cis-regulatory region sequence-specific DNA binding; protein dimerization activity. Gene Ontology annotation, biological process: regulation of transcription by RNA polymerase II; circadian rhythm. The record is from RefSeq and is a predicted model, not a curated record. NCBI's taxonomy places the organism in Eukaryota, Metazoa, Chordata, Actinopteri, Acipenseriformes, Acipenseridae. Gene Ontology annotation, cellular component: cytoplasm; aryl hydrocarbon receptor complex; transcription regulator complex. The transcript has 19 exons.
CGUCAUUGGCUAGAAAGUAGGUUAGUGGUGCGACAUUUACUCAAGGCAGAAAGUAGGUCAGAGACUACUGCUGUUUAUCACUGAACAUUUCUCCUGUAUUUAAAUGAGCUUACUAAACUUUUACCAUAUGAUCUAAUGGCAGACCAAAGAAUGGACAUUUCUUCAACAAUGAAUGACUUCAUGUCACCGGGUCCCACUGAUCUGAUUUCCAGCUCCUUGAGUGCCCCAUGCAUGGAGUACACUCGCAAGCGAAAGGGAAGCUCCACAGACUACCAACUUGAUGGCUUUUCUUUUGAAUCCUGGGGACGAGUAUUCAUACGACACGGUUGCGAGGCAGUGUGGUCUCAAAACCACAUGCCCAAGUUAAAUUCUGACUCUUUAGUGAGUACAGACAGAUUGAUGGAUGCUGAUUGGGAGGGGAUCACAGAUUACACGAACGACAGGGAUGGCAUGGACACUGACAAGGAUAAACAACUUGGACGGGAGUGCCCAGAUCAGCAAGGAAGAAUCAAGAAUGCCAGAGAGGCCCACAGCCAAAUUGAAAAGAGACGUCGAGAUAAAAUGAACAGUUUUAUUGAUGAGUUGGCCUCCUUAGUGCCUACUUGCAAUGCCAUGUCGAGGAAGCUGGACAAACUCACAGUGCUACGAAUGGCUGUUCAGCAUAUGAAAACGCUAAGAGGUGCUGCAAAUCCAUACACAGAAGCAAACUACAAACCUGCAUUCCUAUCAGAUGACGAACUGAAACAUCUUAUACUGAGGGCAGCAGAUGGCUUUCUGUUUGUUGUGGGCUGUGAUCGAGGGAAGAUCCUGUUUGUAUCAGAGUCUGUGUAUAAAAUUCUUAACUACAGUCAGAAUGACCUGAUUGGUCAGAGUUUAUUCGAUUACCUGCAUCCUAAAGACAUUGCCAAAGUAAAGGAACAGCUCUCCUCUUCAGACACUGCGCCACGGGAAAGACUCAUAGAUGCCAAAACUGGCCUACCUGUGAAGACAGAUAUUGCACCUGGCCCGUCUAGACUGUGUUCCGGAGCAAGGCGCUCCUUUUUCUGCAGGAUGAAAUGCAACAAGCCUUCGGUAAAAGUGGAAGACAAGGAUUUCCCAUCCACGUGUUCCAAAAAGAAAGCAGACCGCAAAAGCUUUUGUACAAUCCAUAGCACUGGAUAUUUAAAAAGUUGGCCUCCUACAAAAAUGGGACUGGAUGAAGAUAAUGAGACAGACAAUGAAGGCUGCAACCUCAGCUGCCUUGUAGCGAUCGGACGUUUGCAUCCUCAUAUAGUACCGCAGCCAAUGAACGGGGACAUCCGGGUGAAACCCACAGAGUACGUCUCGCGCCAUGCCAUAGAUGGGAAGUUUGUGUUCGUAGAUCAAAGGGCUACAGCGAUCCUUGCAUAUUUACCCCAAGAACUUCUGGGCACAUCGUUUUAUGAAUAUUUUCAUCAAGAUGACAUUGGACAUCUUGCAGAGUGUCACAGACAAGUUCUACAGACACGAGAAAAAAUAACAACAAACUGUUACAAGUUUAAAAUAAAGGACGGGUCUUUUAUCACACUGAGAAGUCGUUGGUUCAGUUUCAUGAACCCUUGGACCAAAGAAGUCGAGUAUAUCGUUUCUACUAACACAGUUGUUUCGGGCAGCACACUUGAUGGGGCAGACCCUACCUUUCCCCAGCUCGCUGGUUCCCCUCACAGUAUGGACAGUGUACUUCAAGCAGGAGACGGUGCGGUAAAGAGAGCCCUUCCGACAGUCCCUGGCAUUCCAGGAGGUACGCGAGCAGGAGCUGGUAAAAUCGGCCGCAUGAUCGCUGAGGAAGUCAUGGAGAUACAAAGGAUUAGAGGGUCUUCGCCAUCCAGCUGUGGUUCCAGUCCUCUGAACUUCACCAGCACACCCCCUCCAGACACCUCCUCCCCAGGAGGCAAGAAGAUUCACAAUGGUGGCACUCCAGACAUUCCGUCGGCUGGGCUUGUACCUGGGCAGGGCCAGGAUUCAAUAGGAUAUCCCUAUUCAGACAGCUCGCUGCUUAGUGAUAACUCCCAUAUUGGUAUAGAAAUGAUAGACAACCAAGGCUCCAGCAGCCCUAGCAAUGAUGAAGCUGCCAUGGCUGUUAUCAUGAGUCUUUUGGAAGCAGAUGCAGGAUUGGGCGGUCCAGUGGAUUUCAGUGACUUGCCAUGGCCCUUGUGAGCACUUAGCAAUGGAUGGGAUAUCCAGCUGCUGUAACGCACAGGAACCAAGGAAGCCAUAUCUGGACGUGCAAGCCAACCUUGUGUUCAUGUUUGGACUGAUAGGGGGCUGGAAACGGUGUUUAAGAGGCUGGGGAUUGAAAUCACUACAAUAUUUUUGCGUUGUGAAGCCGGUUGUAAUUGCUUCCGUUACCCAUUGUAGCUGUUCUGGUUAUUCAGGUUUUAUAAAUGUUUUAACAUACAGUACACUGUCAAGCUUUUUGAAUGCCUUUUAGGUUUAGUGUUUGUGUUUUUACACUACAAAGAUUUUCAUGUUGAAUAUUUCUUAUAUAAAUUGUAUCAAAGUUGUUCUAUAAUGUAAGAAUUCUACUAUAAAUAUAUGGUAAAAGUGUAUUGUGUAAGCAGUGACAUUUUUUAAAUAAAAGUUGUUUCUCUUGCUA